ACCUCCAGUAAUACUUAAUUCGUUUUAUAAAGCAUGUUAGACACCAAAAUCGUUUUUCUGCGGCAGGCUGCUAGGUAGACAUCCGAAGUGCUGUCCUUAGAAGCCGAGCUAGGACUUUGGCCCGUCGUGAACAAUUCGGCUCUGGUGCCCCGCUCCUGUGUAGGUGCCUGCCCUGCAGGGUCUGGAGCUGUGCUGGCCCCUCUCUUCCCGCCCUCCCUGGCUGGGGCUGCUGUGUGCUCAGCGUCUCACUGGAGAGCAGGCUUGCUUCAGCGUGGUUGCUCUUCCCAGGAGUGCACUCUCAGGAGCCCGGUCUGAAACAGUCUCGGGCCUUCCUUUUGGUUUUAUCUUUACUUAUGCCAGCCUGUAUUCCUUUAAACCGGGGGCCCUAAGGCUGGCAUCCCAAAAUACACCGUCCAGGCCGCUCCUCGCUGGCUUGCUCCGGCGCUCCAGGGAGGGCUUGCUGACCUGAAGGUGUCCUCUGGCCGUAGUCACUCUGCCCCAGGUCAAGAGACCAGAGAAGACGUUGGCACCGGGACCCGCCACUGGCAAAGUAGCUGUCAUCUGAGAAAGCCGGCCCAUGGGCCAAGGAUGGAUCCCAUUAACCUGGUGCCAUAUUUGCCUCAGGCAAAGUGGUCCCCAGGGCCAGGACACCAAGGCUGGCAUGCGAUGUUGUGUCAGGUGCGCAAGGAAUCCCAGAAGUGUACAAGACGGAAGAGUCUGCUGAAGGUGAGGCUCAUGGACUUUAUUACCUCCACGGCCAUCCUGCCCCUGCUGUUUGGCUGUGUGGGCGUCUUCAGCCUCUUCAAGCUGCUGCAGCGGAUGCGCACGAACGCCUACCUGCGGAACGCCGUGGUGGUCAUCACGGGUGCUACCUCAGGCCUGGGGCGAGAAUGCGCCAGAGUCUUCUACACUGCGGGUGCUAAGCUGGUGCUCUGCGGCCGAAACCGGGAGGCCCUGGAAGAGCUCACCGAAGAACUUGCUGCUUCUCUGGCCACCAAGGUGCAGACACACCGGCCUUACACGGUGACCUUUGACCUCGCCGACCCCGGGGCCAUUGUCGCAGCAACGGCGGAGAUCCUGCAGCGCUUUGGCCAUGUGGACGUGCUCCUCAACAACGCCGGCAUCAGCUACCGCGGCGCCAUCGUGGACACCUCCACGGACGUGGAUAAGAAAGUCAUGGAGACGAACUACUUUGGCCCAGUUGCUCUAACGAAAGCGCUCCUGCCCUCCAUGAUCAAAAGACGACAAGGCCACAUUGUUGUGAUCAGCAGCAUCCAGGGCAAAAUCAGCAUUCCUUUCCGAUCAGCAUAUGCAGCCUCCAAACAUGCAACCCAGGCAUUCUUUGACUGUCUUCGUGCCGAGAUGGAGCAGUAUGAGAUCGAGGUGACUGUCAUCAGCCCUGGCUACAUCCACACCAACCUCUCUCUCAAUGCCGUCACUGCCGACGGGUCCACAUACGGAGUUAUGGACAAGACCACGGCCCAAGGCCGAAGCCCUGUGGAGGUGGCCCGAGAUGUUCUGGCUGCCGUGGGGAAGAAAAAGAAGGAUGUGAUCCUGGCCGACCUGUUGCCUUCCUUGGCCAUUUAUCUGCGAACUCUGGCUCCUGGGCUCUUCUUCAGCCUCAUGGCCUCCAGGGCCAGAAAGGAGCGGAAGUCCAAGAACUCCUAGUGGCGCAUCCCAUCUGGGCUAGGGAGCAGCACCUGGCUGGGUGCAGCUCCUCGAUAAGGGGCGGCUGCAUUUGUUGAAACCUUACUGGAUAUUUGUCUUACGGGUGGGAAAGAUGGAACACACACUUCUGAAGAUCCCUGGCUAGGCCCCUGCUAAUAGAAUGAGAACCAAAAAGGGCAACCAGCUUCUUAGGGGUGAGGGGUAAACCUUAAGGAACAAAUGUGGAGCUGGGUUUAAACUAAGACUCUGAAAUAAAUGAAUGAACGGUUAAGAGUUGUAGUCCUCGAGGGCUGCCAGCACCAUGCCUCCUUUGAAUUCCAGCCUCAGCCAGCUCCUAAAAAGUGUGUCAGUCUUGAAGACGGAAGACAUCCUGACAUCAUGUGACCCACUUCUCAUAUUUGACUGAUCUGGAUCACAAACUAAUGGUUUUGGCAGAGUCACCUGCAGUACUCAAGGGAGCAGGCUGUCCUUUUAAGAAGCCGUCAUCCAUAUCCACCGUCAGGGUCCUACAGUCCGUCAUCCAACACAACAAAUGGGCUCCUGUGUGUUCCGUCUUUCCACGUAACCCAAGUGAUGCUGGCUUUAGUAACUAAAAGGAAUUCCCCGGUUUCCCUGUGCACUCUCACCUGAAGCCGUGUAGACCAGGCCCCACUUCAAGCAGAAGAUGAAUGUACAAGGACACGGCAGCCAAAAGGGAGAGGAAAACCACCCGGAUGGUCCCGCAGAUCUCUAGGAAGUGAGACUCCGAAGCCCGGUCAGCUGGGGGGGGGGUUCUGAGGCCGCAGGUGGCCCCCGGUGACAGAAGUCAUUUGUUAGCUGUGCCUGUUGGAGCGGAGCCAGAAGGGAUGCUUGGUUCCACCUUUCUGAUUUAUUAAAAAUACAUGGUUGAAGUUCAGUGAGUAAAUCGACGUCAUACUUGAAGUUUAGAAUGAAACUUUUCCUAUUAGGCUGAAAGUGGAAAUUGUGGGUAUAUGGUAUGGCUUCCCCGAUGUGGAAUAAAAAUGUCCUAGCACGUCAUAGCGGCAUCUUACGCUGUGUCCUAACUCUGGCCCUGCAGAGCUUGUAUCUUAAACAGCUGUCCCUGAAAUAAAAAUGGCCAAAGCCAACCUAUGGUUAGUGUUUGAGGCUCUCGAGUUUCCUGGGAGCAGGAGGACAAGGAGUGGGGCAUUAGCUCUGGUGACCUUCCCCAGCUCCCAGCGCUGCCUGAACAUUGCAGGGGCCCGUGGUGGAAGUGUGCACCCGGACAUCCGGGGCAGCUCUUCAUUUUCCACCGAAGCCAUCUACUUCCUCCUAACGCGGGAGAGAACGAUCUUACUGUUCACGUCAGGGCUGUUGGAGCCAGGGAAGAGCUGGACCCACGACAGCCGUAGUGGCCACUUUAAAGCCUACCGUGAGAGGGAAUAAAAUUGUCAAGUGCACAGCACGUCCGCAGGAAAGGCAGUGACAGAGGAAGGCGUGCGUCCAAAUGGGAACGGGAGAACAUCUGUCCUUGGGCACUCAGCUGACUGGCACUUUCAGCGGGGCCCGGACCCAGGUGCUGUCCUUUUCUCUCCGUUAAACAAAACGGGCAGCAACUGGACACUGGUGUGACCUGCUGUCCUCUAAAGAACACAUGCUUAGCAGCCACACAGUCCGUCAUCAAAACAUGGCACCCACUCCGCUGCGGAGGGCGUUGCUUUGGGGGCCCACCAAGCCCCGACCCAGGCGCGGGUCCGUACGCAGAGCUCGGAGCAGACACGAAGGGUCUCUUAACCCACACACGAGCCCUGAGCCCGAUUCCAAACCACUGGAUGUUUAUUGACCUCAUAUUUUUAAAGACUCACACUCACUUUCUUAAACUUACUUCAGAAACUUUAUAUUCUACCGUAUCAAUAGCAAAUGCAGCACAACCAAUCAUGAAAAGCUAGCUACGUCCGGCCGCCUGGCAGACGCUGUCCAAGGCCCGGCUGCUCCUGAGGACGUCGGCCAUACCGCAGAGGUAGUAAAGAUGCGCUCCCGCCGCACAGAUGCUCUUUGUGGCCUCGGAAACGAGGGAGAGGACUGAGGAGGGCCAGCGACGUCAGUGCUCUGGAGGGCACGCUGGCGUGAAGGUGGGGCUCCCCGCCCGGGAGGGCGAGCCCCCCACACACACACACUGUGCCCCGGCCAGGACCCCACUCUUGCUUUCAAGCCAGUGUUUGAAUAUGAACAUCGGCCACCAGGGGCAGGGGUGGUGCUGUUGCCAUUUCUCUUUUCUGUCCUCAAGGGUUUUUCCACCCCUCCCCCACCGUGGAUUGGGGGUAGGUUGGAAAAGCUCUGCAUUGGUUCUGCCCGCACAUAAAGUUCAAAGGCACUUUCCACUCUGCUCUGUGGGCCUCCUGGGGUUUCCCGGGCCGAGGGCCGAAGCACGCGCACGUGAGUUUCCAGCCAGCAGCGCUGCACAUCUGUGCGCGGCUCCCGAGUGGUCAGACGGGACAGGGAGCGCGCAGCUGCCACCAGCAGGCACCAGGGACGCCACUUCCCUUCCCUCCUUCGUGGGGCCCCGCAGCUGCUGAACCAGACGUGGACGCUUGGGAGGGAGCGGACAGGCUACGGAGAGAGCCGGUUUCUGUCUUUCUCAAAGAAGAAAACAAAUACACAUGUGCUUCUUUCAUAAUGGAAAAAUUAAUGGCCAACUUUUUCUUGAAAAAAAGAAAACUCUUGCUUGACAGCCCCGUAUCCCUCGGGGUGACAAGACCCCACAGCCGUGGACCGUCUAUGGCCGAGGUGAGCGGAGGGAGCCCAAUUCCGUGCUUGCGGAGAAGCCCGUGCUGCCAGGGAAUGAGCCCACCGCCGCGAGUCUGGGCACAGGCAGCAUCCCGUGGCUGACGUAGCCUGCUGGUCUCAGCCCCCUGCCAUCCUGCCAGUGAGCAGGAGGAAAAUUCCAUUUCCCUGUCGGCUCAAGCAAGCACUGGCCAAGGGGCCGGGCAGGCCACCAUCACUUUCUGGUCCUGGCAGAACCGGAAGAGGCUAAUCUAACUGUAGCAGAAGGCCUUGCUUUGGGCCCACUUCCUGGAGCAGGUCCUGGGCUCCCAGGCAGGCCCGGGCUGCGAGCUCCCGUCUGAAACACAACGGAUGUCAGUUCGGAGCUCUGUGGAGGCAGACUGGGUUUUCACCACAGCAACCCCAGCACCGGGCCUGAAUGGGACACCUUACCAGCAGACAUCAGCGGAAGCACAUUCGAAAUGAGUGGCAGGGGAAAAACAAUUAUGGUAAUUAAGAGAACAGGUGGGUGAAAAAUUAAACUAGGUCCAUAUGUCAGGUUGCUUUCCACCUACUAAGCAUGUGGCCACUCCAUUACCUGUGCUCUGUGAGGUGCUGAACUUUACCUCUACCCCCCAGAUCUAGAAUCCACUUUUGGCUAACCAAAAAUUGCCAAAGAAAGCAGGAGGAAUCUAUGUUGUGGAUUGAAAGGCCCCUUCGGACAGAAAGGCACAGGCACGUAGCCCCAGAUGUUGAGGAUGACUCCAAACAGGCCAAGGAACUUCCACAGGCCCCUGGCAGGUUCGUCUGAUUCAGAGAAAGCCCCGCACGAGAGCACACGCUUCUCCCCGGUGCUCUGGGAGGUGCACUGCGCCCUGCCGUGGGAAUGAGAACACAGUGCACCGAGUGCGGGAGUCCGGAGGCCUGGAUUGUACUUCCCUCUCGAUGACUCGCUGGCUUUGUGGCCAAGGGCAAAAGCCCUUGCUGCUCGAAGCCACGCUGCCUCGGGUCCAGCAGGGCAAAGGCCCUAGGUCUCCCCGAGUGAGUGCCACAGCGAGGGUGGAAUGGGGUCGGCUAGGCCAGCCCAAGGGACAGCCGCAACGCAUACCCCGGUGUAAGGCCCACGCAGCUGUAUCUAUUUAAAUUAUCUAAAACUGUCAAGUAACAACUCCAGUUCCUCAGACACAGGGGCCACACCUCGAACACUCCACGGCCACCUGCGGCUAACGGCUACCCCAACGGACAGCACAGAGACAGAGCAUUUCUCUUAAUGGCAGAAAAUCCUACCGAACAGCCCUGAGCUAAAGGACUCCUACGACUCUACUAAGCGAUUACUGGCUCUCCCAAGAACUCUGCGGCCCAUAACGCUGCUGCUGGCAGGGACGAACACAGUGGCAGCUGGGAGGUGCCCAAGGGUUCGGUCCGUGGAGGACCUCCCACCUCCUCCCACUGCCCCUGCUCACCGAGGCCCCGGAUGAGAAGCCCAGCUCAGGCCUGGCCUCGGCCUCCUGCUCCCCUCCCCGCAUACAAGAGCAUCCCGCCCUUCUUCAGGAAGUUGGGAUGGAGCUGAAACGGGGCCUAAAGGACUAAACCCCCGAGGCACAAGGUAGUGCGGCUGGAACCAGACUGCUCCAGUCAAUCCAGGAAAAUGGAAAAUCGUGCCUUAAGAGGAUGAACACCACAGAUGACCUUAAGUUGCAAUAUCCAAUUUCCGGGAUCAGAACAUGUGGCCUAAGUGUGCACGACUCCACCUUCUGGUAGCCAGCUGGGGAGGACCCACACGCCCACAGACCCGGGUGCAGAAGCUCUACCUGUGUGGCUCAUCCAGGCCAGGACGAAAGAAACGUUUUUACCACCUACUAGAGCUGGAAAGGCAGUUUUCCAAGAGGAAAAAAAACACCCCAGACCACUUAGGGUCCUCAGCUCUAGAAGGAAAAGAAGAGAUCAAAAUGAGGAGAAUGUCACUCCCGGAAUGUGAGCCAACUGCCCACAUGGCUUGUGGCCCAUCUGUUCAGCUGGACUGGGACCUAAACUCUCUACCAGCCAUCCAGGACCACAUCUCUUCAAUUCUCAUAUUCAAGCAACGCUGUCAAAAAAGGAGGACCAAGUCCUGGGAAAGAAGGUACAUGGUACAGAAAGACGUGGACAUAAUCCCACGGACCCGGCUGCCUAAAAGCACGGGCAGUCGGCCACACAAGCCAGGGGAGGGGAGGGCCGCAAGAAGUGACUUCUCCCAAACACCUGAGCAUUUAGGCCAGCAUGCCCGGCCCUCUGAACACCCCAGGUCUGUAAACAGCGCUGCUGCCUUGCAUCAUGAUCAGAAUGAGAUCAAGCAGAUCUUCACAUGCUGAGAAGAGCGGGCGCUGGGAGUACGUGGCUAUACUCACAUUCCAACAAGCACGCUCGGAGGCCCUGAGGGAGUGAAGACAAGCAGCCCAAGCAGGACAGGCGGGACUGUCUGUGAGCUGGUCCGGGGUGGCACCCAAGUGGCAGAACACACAGAUACCUGCACUGCGCCUUCCUAGAUGGGCAAGUGUGUCUCAAAGACGCCGACGGGACAAGCGGCAAUCUGUUUCGUGUGCUCGCUGCCAGUGUGCUGAAUUCUGCACAAGAAUUCAGGUUACAGCUCAGAGUCUGAUGUUCUUCAUGACAAACACUGGUGAGUCCCUGGAUUUAAUGGAGUGGAGAGAAAAAUCAACAUGCAAGCAGCUGGCAUUUUGCUAUUUCCACCCCUCUCCUCUUGUAGUCUAGACCAGUGUUGUCGCAUCACUAGAACAUUCUGCAGUGAUGGAGGUGUUCCAGAGCUGCCCUACGCAACGUGGUAGCCCCGAGUCCCACGUGGCCACUGAGCAAAACGUGACUAGUGUGACUGAGGACCUGAAAUUUUUCAUCUUAUUUAUUUUUAUUUAAUUUUUUAAUUUUUUUUUUUUUUAAGUACUCUCUACACCCAGCGCGGGGCUCGAACUCACAACCCUGAGGUCAGGAGUUGUACGCUCUACUGACUGAGCCAGCCAGGGGCCCCUGUGUUUAAUUAAUUUAAAUUUAAUUGCCACAUGUGACUAGUGGCUACAGAAUGAACACAGCUCUAGACUCAAGAACCAGGUAAAGAAUUCACACCUUGUGUAUUCUAAAGUGGACCACCAUUAAUACACAGCUGGGGUCAGUAAUGCCAGUGGGUGGUAUGGCCCUGGGCUGGGCCUUUAAAUACAAGUCAUGCCUUGGAGUUUACAGCCACUGGCAAAUCUGGAAAGCUUGCCCAAAGUGUUGCUCUGCUCCAGCUCCUGCCCCAAACCAGGCAAUGUGUCCUUCGCUUUCAGCAUAAAGCAGACUCCAGCUGGGUGUGUCAAGCAAUUCUGGAAAGUGGUCUUCCAAUGUGAAGCUGAGAUCUGAGUCAGCACAAAUGUGACAUGGAACAAACUCAUUUAAGAGAGCUAUAAACAGCCUAUUUCAGUCAUAAGAGCCAAUAAUAUGCUUGGGCCUCUUAAUCUACGGUGCUGGGCAAUCAAUUAAUCCAGCCUGCCCCACCCAAACAGUCUUUCCACCCACUGAGCAGGAAUGGAGGUGUGCCCAGAAGUUAGCUAGCUGGCCCAGCAGUGGGUUAUGUUUCCAUCCCCUGCUCAGCAUGGGAGGAUCUUAGGGAAACCGGGCUCAGACAGAUGACUCCUCCAACAGAGCCUGGCUAGGGCCUCCCAGCAAAGGCAAACAGAAAGGGUCUCCCCCAGCCACACACCACAGUAUCUGGGAGAAGUGGGGCCACCCGAGUCACAAAAUUUGAUGCCCCAUUCCUGGCUGACAUACAGCAUCUGCAUUUGUGAGCAGAGCCUUCAGUUCUAGGCCAAAGGUUGCAACCUGCACACCUAGGGAGACUAGGCAGGUAACCGCAAUGAGUCAAGCUGUCAGGUGAGUAAUGAACUAGAGAGCACUUGCCCUGACCCAGAAAAGUCGGCCACUACUCAGCUUUUCAAGGACAGUUUUAUGUGAAAUCUUUCAACUUAUAAGUAUUGGCAACUGAUUUAAAUUCUUUUUAAAACCUGAGGAUCAACAGUCAAGGGCUGGAUUCAGCCUAUGGGCUGCUAGUUUGCAGACUCAGUUUUGAAUUAAUGCCUGUCUCCAACCAAGGAGAUAAGACCCCCAGUAUCUGAUUUCUUAGAUCAAUAAAAGCUUAACUCGUGCUGGCACAACCCUUGUAUGGUGUCUGGGGCAUUCCUAUUUGGCUCUUCCAGCUGUUUUUAUCCAGUAAGGAGAAAUGCCUUUCUCCCGGCUACUCCGGCUUUUCUAAACAGGAUUAAUGGUCGCAUUAAAGAUUUGAAAACGUCUGCAGGUUUACAGGCCAUCUGGAAACCAUCAAGGUCACUUCUUUAACUUCUUCCUAUGGUCUGAUCUAAGAAGUAGCACAUGGGAGUUGGAAAAACAAAAAUUAUCUGCUUGCCAUUCACUGCUUUUCCACACAAGAGGAAGUGCAGAACAGACAACGUUGGAUAACUCUGAGCUUAAGAAUAAAAUGCAAGCUGGUCUAUCACAACUACCAAACAGGAAGGAUCUUCUGAGCUGAAAAAACCAUCUGCAUGCAACAGCAACAAGUAUGUGAUGGAAUCAAAGAAAACGAAUAAUGAGGAUAGUUAAGAGAAAGGGGGGGGGGGGAAGAGAGAGAAAGAGAACUCUUCUGGGUAAUAAGCUUCUCCAAAGAGACAAAAAAAAAACGCAAACAACAAACUUUCUUGCUGACCUCGGCUAUACAAACCAAGCCACAGCACAAUGGACAAAGCAGCUGAAUCCAGGUGACUCCACCAAUACAAAUCCUUCCCCAAAUUUCUAGUAGCUGAACAGCUUCUAGUGGCUUCUACUAGCUGAAACUGCUUUCCUGAAGCAAAAACUGUAAAUUCAACACGAAACACAAAAACCAUUCCAAUCUCAUCUUCUAGAAAUCAGUUCUCCAAAUCGAGAUCCACCUCGGAAGAAACAAGCCCCUAGCUCCCUACCCACACAUCAUUCAUUAGGAAAGGUCACUUUAAAGGACUUCCACGGCAGGGGCGCUUGCAGAGAACCCUCGAAAAGUCGCAAGAAUCGAGGGUUCGAGGAAGCGGCCGGCUCUCGGCCCGGGAGACAAACUGGGGAAGGUUAAAGCCAGCCUGAUAAACGUGCAGACCGCACUGCCCUUCCCGCCCGCAGCUGGCCCACUCGGUGAAGGCUUCCCUUCCUUCUCCCUCCCGGGAGCCAUUCCUCACCACGUCAGGGGUCGCGGCCGAGAUGCCACGCUCGUGGCCAGGCGGGACGGGAGCUUCGGCCGCCGGAUGCUAGGCGGGUCCCUUGGGCCUGCGCGGGGCUCCCGGUCCUUCCCGCGCGGCCCGGGCCCGGCCCGGCCCCUCUCUGGCCGCGGCCCACCUCGCCCGGCCCCGCCAUCGUCACCUCCCCUGAGCCUUCCGCGGAGGCCGCUUCAGCCGGGCUAGAGCGGGUGCCGGCUCCCACCCAGAUCCUGGAUCGGCCGGGACAGGAACCCCUCGUACCCCGCAGGGCUACGAGGAGGGCGGGUGGGCGGAAAGGGGAGCCCGGGGACGAAGGCAGGGACAGCGCUGCAGCCCCAGGAGGCCUCACUGGCCUCCAGGCUCCGGAGCCACUCGCCCUGGGAAAGCAACAGGCCCCCGGAUCUCACCUCUCACGGGCGCUGCCGCCACUGCUGCCCGGGCCAAGACGCCUCCUUCCCCAAGCGGCCAUCUUGGAGACACUCAGCUCGCAAA
Molecule: messenger RNA, 10124 nt
Organism: Mirounga angustirostris (Northern elephant seal)
Lineage: Eukaryota; Metazoa; Chordata; Mammalia; Carnivora; Phocidae
Gene: DHRS7B
Product: dehydrogenase/reductase 7B
Exons: 9
Coding region: 589-1668 (359 amino acids)
Cellular component (GO): membrane
Molecular function (GO): oxidoreductase activity
Source: RefSeq, a predicted model, not a curated record